Messenger RNA from Naegleria gruberi, 6711 nucleotides. RefSeq names its product neuroblastoma-amplified protein-like protein. The transcript is spliced from 4 exons. Lineage: Eukaryota; Heterolobosea; Eutetramitea; Acrasida; Naegleriidae. Bases 1 to 6699 code for a protein of 2232 amino acids. Gene Ontology annotation, biological process: retrograde vesicle-mediated transport, Golgi to endoplasmic reticulum. The record is from RefSeq and is a predicted model, not a curated record. Gene Ontology annotation, cellular component: Dsl1/NZR complex; endoplasmic reticulum membrane. Gene Ontology annotation, molecular function: SNARE binding.
AUGACGUCAUUGCAAUCUUCAUCAUUGAGUGAUGUUCUAUUAGACGAUGACACACAGAACAACUCCUCGGAAAGAUCGUUGGAAGAUAUUAAACUUUAUAAUUUUGAGGAAAUUGGAGAACAUUCUGUACAAAUUAAAAAACGAUUAUAUGUUACCGAUUUUUUGAAAAAGACAUCUGGAUCGGAACAAGAUGAAGGAAAUUAUUUUUCUAAAUUAUCUAAAAUGUUGUCAAUGAUUUACAAUACAUACACAAACAAGGAUCAAUCAGCAACAGAAAAAAGUCAAGACAAUAAUGUUAGACAAUCUAUCAUUCAGAAAUUUCAUCAAAAUUGGGCUAUUGAAUACACUUCUAAUGGGCUAUAUACCCUAAAGGAGGCAACACUGAGAUUGCUUAAUGAAGAUUUAGUUUCAUUAGCAAGUGUGAAAGCUAUGGAGUGGACUGACAGAAGAAAAAUAUUAUCCUGUUCAGACGAUUUAGUAGUAGUCACAUGUUCAGACGAUGGAAAGAUUCGAGUCUACACACAUGACCUUAAAUUACUAAUUUCAAUUGAUUUGAACUCUCUAUUGAAUUUUGACAAGCAUUCUAUGAGUGGACCAUCAAUUUCAAAUGUAAAAAUUUCAAAGCCAUCACUUAAUUCGGAAAGAUAUGACAUUUUGUUCCUAUAUGAGCAAUCAGUUUUUGUUAUUCCUCUAGUUAAGAAUUCAUCAAACUUCCAACUUUACAAGAUGAAGAGCUAUUCUGAUCAAGUUUUAUCUUUCGAUAUUUAUAAUGAUAGCGAAAAUGGAAGAAUUAUUUCUCUAGUUUUGGAACAUGGUGAGCAGGAAUCAAUUUUCUUGAGUUAUCCUGAAUUGGAAGAUUCUACUCUUGUUAAGGUUGAUCAAAAACCAAAACGCACCAAAUUAUCAACAUCCUUCUUGAGUAAUAGUGAUGAUGUAAUUGUAAAUCCAAAACUUGUAUUUUCUAAAGAUGGAUCACGUUGCGCCUUUUUAUCAACAGCUAAAAAGCUCUACAUUUACCGAGCUCCAUUUCCAUUUAAGAAUGACUCCAGAAUCCAACAUAUGAGUGAAAUAGUAGAUGUAGUAGAGUUUAAUUGGUGGUCAACCUCAUCAGUUAUAAUUUGUACAACCUCUAAUCAAUUAUCAGUGUUGGAUGUAACAUCAAAAUCAAACAUUCUCGGAGAUGGUGAUGUAACAGAGGAUGUGGAAGGAAUGCCAAUCAUUUCUAGUUCUCAUGAUGGAAAAUUCUUCUUAUUGGAAUAUGAACCUAAUGUAAAUCAACUCAAAUUGGACCAACAAUAUCUCCUGCUUCAAGAGCAACAGAAGCAAAUGCAAACAUUGGAAAAUGCUUCAGAAACUUCUUUAUUUAGCGCCUUUGCCACCUUGCUGACGUUCCUUUUCCCAAAGGCCAUUAAAGAACCAGAAGAGUUAAAGGAAGAAAACAUGAUUCCAUCCACUUUAUCACUUGCCUACAGACUUUAUAGAUUCUGUAAGAAGCAACCUGAAUUAGAAUUCAAGGAAAAGUUAGAACAAGGAGAUUUGGAAGAGGCUUUAUCAUUAGCCAAAUCAUACUCCUUGGAUUUAAAUCAAGUUUACAAGAAAAUGUGGAGAAGACAAGUCAUUUCACUCUUUUCCAUUGAAAUACUCAACCAAGUCUCGGAUAAGAAUUGGAUUAUUGAGGAAUGUAUCCAGAGAGUAGCCACCAAUGAAGAAAGCAUGAGAGCUCUUCUCGAGUGUGGUCUCACCAUAACAGAACAAAUGUUAAAGGAAUUAGAUGACGAAGAUAUUGUACAAAAGCGUUUGAAGAUCCUUUACUAUUUAGACAGAUUGGAUAUGUACAUGCAACUUGCAGAUCAACAAUAUAAGGCUGACCAGUACAAUUCUUUCAGAAAUUGUGAUCUAUUCGAGUAUGCCAAGGAAAAAGCCUCUAUGAAAGAUUUAGAUUCCUUGAAGACAGUUUUAUCAUAUGGGUUGCGAGUGGAAAAAUUGAAUCAUCAAAGCAGAUCUAUUUCUCCACACCUUAUUCUAGACAUUUUAUCUUUUAUACCAGAAUCUCUGGAUCCAAGACUAUACGAGGAUGCAUUACCAGGAGUAGAAUCUGGUAAAUUGAAACGCUGGGAUCAAAUUAGUUUGAGCAGAUUGUGUAAUGAUUUUUGUGAAGAAAAAUUGCCAAAACUCGAUACCAUCUACCCAACAUCACAGGAAAUAACUGAGUGGUAUAUUGGUAGGGCUGAAACUAUUGAUGUUACCUCAGGUAUGGUGAGCUAUGCUGAGACGAUACUGGCUAUUGGUAUUAACAAGAAUGUUAAUGGAUUGGAAGAAAAACUGAAUCAACUGAAAUUCUUGUCCCAAAUGAUUUAUAAUAGAGGCAAUCUGUUUAAUUUGAAUAAGCAACUUGUCUCCAUCAAAGAUUUUGAAGAAAACAUGUCCAACUAUGACAAAUUCAAAUUGCUCAUUAAUAAGAAUAGUGUAGAUAUUGUCUCCCAGCUUGUCAACAAGGGAAUCAAUUUCGUUGAACAUUGUGAAGAGGAAAAGACUGGAAAAGACUCACUUAUUUAUCGAUUUGUUGCUCACGAACUUGCACCAUACAGCUUUGAGCAAUGUUGCAAGAUAUUAACUGCUCAACAAAGAACAAGCUUAUUGGGAGACAAUGAGACCAUUACUCUCUUAGCUAUUGAAUGUAUUUACUCGGUCAAGAACUGGAAAGAAAAUACUGAAAAUAUUAUUAGAGUAUUGAAUGCUCUCCCUACAUCGAAUAUUCACGAAGAAUUGGAAGACCAAGUCAAUCAACUCAAGAGAAAUACUCUAGCAGUUACCAUUCUCUCUAAACAUAACCUUUCUAUUCAACUUUCAUUGUCGAUGGAUUUGGAAGCUGAGGGAAAUAAUAUUAUGCAAGAACUUUUGCAAACAGGUAUCAAGAGUGCAAAAUCUGAGAGAUCAUACCAAACACUCUAUAAUGAUUUGAAUAAUCUUCACAAGUCCUGCUUUGCUCACUUGUCUCUCAAUGAUAUUUAUCACCAAUUUUUGAAAAACUGCUGCCUCUCUGGUCAUGCCAAUUUGGCCUAUGAUUACAUUGUUGCCAAGUGUAUUCUUCCUUUUGAUGAAGCUGAUGAUGUCAUAUUUGAGGCUACUUCUGAGCUUUUCAACAGUUCUGUGCAACCAACUGAUUCUUCCAUAAUGAUUGCCGAUAAGUGUAUCUCACUACACCAAAGCUUACAAAAUGAGAAGCACAUUUCCCUCUCACAAGAACAUAAGUGGAAGAGAGAAAAAGAUGUAUUGGCAGCUUUUAGAAUGCUUGACAAAAUUUAUACCAACUAUCCUCCAGCAUUAUUCUUGAAAAAGCAUAGCCCUGUUGAAGUAAUCAAAUACCUAAUUGAAAAUAAUACAACAGGAACUGAGGAAGAAAGAUUGAAAGAAUUUUAUGAAAUUUCCAAGUUAUUGGGUGGAACUGAGCAUGAUAAGAAGGAAAUUAAAAAGUUGGCUAUUGAAUCAUCUUUGGAGCAGGCUGGCUCAGGAAAUAUUUCAGUAAUCAAGACCCUUAUGGAGCAAAAUCAUACUGGAGUUUACAAAAUCUGCUCCAAGAUGAGUAUCGACAGCAUGUGUGAAAUUUCACAUGAAGACCGCUUGAAAUUUGCCUCAUUUGCUAUCCAAAAUUGUGAUCCUUCAGAACUUUCUGAAAUGAUCUCUAACUAUGAACUAAUUGAAUCACAAGAGCUUUUCUCCUCUCGCUCAUCCAUUAAACCAUUGACAGAGUGUGUACUUCUUGCCCAUCAAGAAUUUGAGAAACUGACCAAGACUACCCCAUUCAAUGCAAACUUUGUAGGUUCAUCUCCAAUUUAUUCUAGCAGUUCGGAAGUAUCAUUCCUCUCCAAGUUUGGCAUUUCUUCCAGCUCGUUAGAAAUUGAACACCUUCUCAAAUUGAAGGCUUCACAUAUUAGAAAUUGUAUAGCUACAGGUACUGAUAUUUCUCUAGAGUCACUCCUUGAAUUUGCAAGCUUGACCCUACUGAAUGGUCAUAUCAUUUCAUUUGUUUCUAUACUAAUUCAAGUACCUAUUGAACAAAUUGACCAGGUCAAAAGGUUAUUUGACUCUAUUCUUUCUUCUCAACCUCGUGAAACCAAGUCAAGCAUUGUUGAAAGAAUGCUCAGGGUGUUUAACUUUUACUUUGGACUAAGACUUUUGUUAUUGGAAAACCCAGAUGGAUUGGCUGACUAUUAUGACGAGCUCAGCAUUGAAGAAACUAUUGAAAAGGCUUUAGAAUCUGAUUUGAAAACCGAAUUCAGCUCAAUUGUAGAUAUUUUAACUCUUUAUAACGGAUUGUUGUACAUAUGUAGUCAUUUCAAUGAGCUUUCUACUUUAUCCAACAACAAGUUGAGCUGUUUGAAAUUUAUAACCGAGGAGGAUUAUAGAAUCAAGUCUCUUACCUUACUCUCUCAAACAAGCAACAAGGAUCACCUACAAACUGUAUUACAAGUGGCCGAUAAGUUAAAAUUAGGAAAGGAUGAAUUUUACCUUUGCUACCUGGAAGCAGUCUUGAAAAAUAAGGUCAUUUCUCAAGAAGACAAAACUUUCAUAUUUGAGUUUGUUUCAAACAUUAACCGUGAGAAGGUAACCAGCUUAUUAUUACAAUUUAUGGAACCUUCACUUGCCAAAGAGUAUGACCUCACAAAGCUUUCCUUCUUGAUGGACGUUCUUUUAUCGUUAGGAGAUGACCAAUUCAGAGAUCAGAAACUUGUUCUAGACACCCUCUGUAAAGAAUGCAAGGGAAUUACCAAUAAGGAGUAUCACGGAAUUCUCAACUCUACUUCUCCAGAUUCCCUAUUUGACCUUUUACGUCCAUACAUUAAUCACCAAAAUGUAAAUACCAUAUUGGAUAGUGUUGAGAAAGUAGUUAAGAAUAACGUAGAAAGACCAAGAUUUUACCUUUUCAUCACUGAAUCAUUGUUGACAAGUAACAGCAUUGACAAUAAGGAAAAACCAACACUGGCAGAAGAGUACAUUUGCAAGUUGACCGAGAGUGAUAUUAGAUCUAUAGUAGAAAAGCUUUCAUUUAACAAUAGUUACAAACUUCCUCAUGCUAUUCGUAUUUCAAUCAUGAAGAACUCCCUCAAUGUUAUAACUAAUUCUGAGCUCGAACAUUUUGUUAGAGGCAAUAUUUUCAGAAUGUUGGCAGCCAAGAGAGUAUUCCAAAGAGAGGAAUUGGAUAAUUUACUCGGAUUAUUGGACAAGUAUUUUAAAAACCAAGUUGGAUUGACUAGAGUACUUGCCAAUAUUGCCCUCUGUACUCGAAGCAAAGAUAUGGUAGAAUCAGUUCUUACCGAUCUUAAAGAAGAAUACUCUGAUAUCUUCUCUGAAAGUAAGACUCCUGGUGAACAACCUUCGUUCCUUUCUACUGACUCCACUAAAUCCUAUCUGGAAAUAGUUGACCAAGUCAUUCAAUGCCUAGUGGAUCAUGCUGAAGAGCUCAGCAAUGAAACUGAGACCAAUGAUGAGGAAGACUUUACACAAGAAGAGCUCGAGAAUUUAACAUAUGAAGAGGAUGGCAUAUGUUGGCCUCCAAACAAUGCUAAGCUUGGAUGCACUUACUUGCAUAUUAUUUUGGGCUCUAUUAAGGAUCUCUCAGACUUGUUCAAUACCAUCCUCUCACAUAUUGAGCAUACCACUAAGAAGGAAGAUGACUUCCCUGUAAGAACUAGAAUUGCUCUCAUUAGAAUUAUUAGAAAAUAUAAGAAACCACAAACUCCUUCACCUGAAAUCAAACAAGAACAAAUUGUAAUUCAAAAAGAAGAUUCUCCAAUCAUUGGUGAAGUACAAGAACCUAAAGUAGAAACACCUUCAACAUUAGCUGAUCAAGAUGAAGACAUUCUGUUGGCCAUCUAUCAGACCAAGGAUGCCAUUGGUGAAAACUUCCCAUUACAAAAGGAUGUUUAUGCACAAACACCAAAACCACCAACUGAUGAAUUCAAAAACAUGUUCUCUUCCCUUUUAUCAUCUACCUCAAAUGAAAAACAAUUCAAGGCACUUUCAUUUAUCUUGAGAAUAUGGUUCAAGGAGAAGAGACAAUGUCAAUCAUUUUUAGAAGCACUUCUAGUUGACCUUCUUAACACUCUUGUAGAUAGAAAUGCUAAGGAAGAAACAGUGUUGGAUAUUACUAGAGAGGAAGUCGAACUUUUGAACGAAACGAUUGCUAAUGAUUUCUUUGAAAAGCUAUUCAAUAAGGGAAGUUAUUUCCUCUCUUUCAAGUUUGCUCUCCAAACUAACCACAAGAAUCUUGCUACAAAUGUUGUAGAAAAACUCAAAUCUCUUGCAGAAUCGAACUCAGAUUGCUUGGAUACAGAAUAUAUGGGAGUGAUCUUUGAUGAGUGCAUUUCAAAGAAUUUAAUUUCAAAGCUUUUAUCAGACCCUAUUAUUACCUUACUUUUCAAUUGUAAAAAGUUGAAGUUAUCUGAAAAUAGUGAAGCUCAUUUGAUUUCAGAAUUGGCACAAAGUGGGCUUAAGAAAAAGGCCACCAAUAACCAAACACUAUUAGCAUGUGAGUAUUUACAAAGAAAGGUGUAUGGUAUGCACUCUAGAUUAUGUGAUUUGAACAGUGGUCUAUUCUUACUGCGAAGAUAUUUACAACAAUGCCAAACUCAUGUCAAAAUUGAUAGAAAUGCAAAGGAGCAGUGCAGCAGUACAUUGAAGAAGCUUGUUACAAAAUAAAUCUAGUUUUUC